Messenger RNA from Trichomycterus rosablanca, 11068 nucleotides. RefSeq lists its product as uncharacterized. NCBI's taxonomy places the organism in Eukaryota, Metazoa, Chordata, Actinopteri, Siluriformes, Trichomycteridae. Gene Ontology annotation, cellular component: plasma membrane. Gene Ontology annotation, molecular function: transmembrane signaling receptor activity. The record is from RefSeq and is a predicted model, not a curated record. Gene Ontology annotation, biological process: cell surface receptor signaling pathway. The transcript has 52 exons. The coding region runs from base 85 to 10905 and encodes 3606 amino acids.
UGUUUUAGUCAGAACUAAGCUGUUAGCAUCACCUACUGACCACAAGUGGCUAACCUGCAUGGUGGGCGGCAACUUUUUCAUCACAUGAUCUUAAGGAAAGUUCAUCCCCCAUUGGCACCAUCUACUGCAUGCCACACGUCUCUAACACUCUGGAACUUCACAUCUGCAUUACAAGAACUAGAAGUGGUCCUGUUCCCCAAGUUUCCUCACCUCUACAUGUCUGAUGAAGUAACUCUGCGAUGUAAACGUGGUUCUGAGGUUCUCACCACCAACGUCACGUGGUUCUUUAAUGGUCAACCUCAACAAGCCACCGAUGGUGUCUUGCACAUCGCCAUGGUAACACUGAGUCACUCUGGGAAGUACGUCUGCGAGAAGGACGGCAUCCGGAGUCUGGAACGGGAGAUCGAUGUGCUCGACAUGGAGGCUCUUCACAAGCUUACCUUACUAAGCAGAUCAUCACUGGUUUAUCCAGGCGGAUGGACAUUGAUGGAGCUCUAUGUGGAGACCGGGAUUCAUGGGUGGCAAUGUCGUUAUACAAAACAAGGAGUUGAAUAUUAUGUUUAUUUACCACAUGAGGAUGAUUGGAGAGACAACAAACGCAGAGCAACCAUCCAUGCUGAAGUAAGAGGAGGAGACAAGAGCGCCAUCUUCUGGUGCAAAAACAAGGACAUGCGCAGUAACGCCGUCACUCUCAGAGUCUCAAAUAAGCUAGUGAUGCUGCAGGCUCUGGACCCGAUGGUGGAGGGUAAGAAUGUGUCUCUCAUCUGUGAAGUUCGGGGUGUGGACAGUCCAGAUGAAGUUGUCUUUUUUAAGAAUAAGGAAGAGAUCUUGAGAGGCAAAGACAAGGAAUACGUCAUCGAGGACAUCUCAAACAAGGACAUCGGCUCAUACGGGUGUGAAGCCACCUACAGUUACAAACACCUCGACCCAAAUGCUCCACAACUCAUCGACUCCUCUGAUGAGCAGGUGCUCAGGAUCAUGGCGGUUCCUUCAGCGGCUCAACUGGUCCAUCAUGACGACUGGCUGGAGUGCCAGCACCCAAACAGUACAGGUUCCUUUCGAUGGUAUCAUGCUGAGAGUGAGAAUGCAGAAUGGAAGAGCGUGCCGAGUGAGUCAGGAUCCUACAUCUACCCCCCAGUGGAAGGGUUCUACAGGUGCAGGGCUGAAUUUAAGGACCAGGGUGUGUCCUACCCCAGCAACACUGUACACUCAGGAAAAGCACUCUGGAACUUCACACCUGCAUCACAACAACCAGAAGUGGUCCUGUUCCCCAAGUUUCCUCACCUCUACGUGUCUGAUGAAGUAACUCUGCGGUGUAAACGUGGUUCUGCGGUUCUCACCACCAACGUCAACUGGUUCUUCAACGGUCAACCUCAACAACCCACCAAUGGUGCCCUGUCCAUCGCCAUGGUAACACUGAGUCACUCUGGGAAGUACGUCUGCGAGAAGGACGGCGUCCGGAGUCUGGAACGGGAGAUCGAUGUGCUCGACAUGGAGGCCCCUCACCAGCUUACUUUGCUAAGCAGAAGAUCACUGGUUUAUCCAGGCGGAUGGACAUUGAUGGAGCUCUAUGUGGAGACCGGGAUUCAUGGUUGGCAAUGUCGUUAUACAAAACAAGGAGUUGAAUAUUAUGUUUAUUUACCACAUGAGGAUGAUUGGAGAGACAACAAACGCAGAGCAACCAUCCAUGCUGAAGUAAAAGAAGGAGACAAGAGCGCCAUCUUCUGGUGCAAAAACAAGGACAUGCGCAGUAACGCCAUCACUCUCAGAGUCUCAAAUAAGCUAGUGAUGCUGCAGGCUCUGGACCCGAUGGUGGAGGGUAAGAAUGUGUCUCUCGUCUGUGAAGUUCGGGGUGUGGACAGUCCAGAUGAAGUUGUCUUUUUUAAGAAUAAGGAAGAGAUCUCGAGAGGCAAAGAGAAGGAAUACGUCAUCGAGGACAUCUCAAACAAGGACAUCGGCUCAUACGGGUGUAAAGCCACCUACAGUUACAAACACCUCGACCCAAAUGCUCCACAACUCAUCGACUCCUCUGAUGAGCAGGUGCUCAGGAUCAUGGCGGUUCCUUCAGCGGCUCAACUGGUCCAUCAUGACGACUGGCUGGAGUGCCAGCACCCAAACAGUACAGGUCCCUUUCGAUGGUAUCAUGCUGAGACUGAGAAUGCAGAAUGGAAGAGCGUGCAGAAUGUGUCAGGGUCCUACAUCUACCCCCCAGUGGAAGGGUUCUACAGGUGCAGGGCUGAAUAUAAGGACAAGGGUGUGUCCUACCCCAGCAACACUGUACACUUUGUUCCAGCACUCUGGAACUUCACACCUGCAUCACAGGAACUAGAAGUGGUCCUGUUCCCCAAGUUUCCUCACCUCUACGUGUCUGAUGAAGUAACUCUGCGGUGUAAACGUGGUUCUGAGGUUCUCACCACCAACGUCACGUGGUUCUUCAACAGUCAACCUCAACAAGCCAUUGAUGGUGUCUUGCACAUCGCCAUGGUAACACUGAGUCACUCUGGGAAGUACGUCUGUGAGAAGGACGGCGUCCGGAGUCUGGAACGGGAGAUCGAUGUGCUCGACAUGGAGGCCCCUCACCAGCUUACUUUGCUAAGCAGAAGAUCACUGGUUUAUCCAGGCAGCGGCAGCUUGAUGGAGCUCUAUGUGGAGACCGGGAUUCAUGGGUGGCAAUGUCUUUAUACAAAACAAGGAGUUAAAUAUUAUGUUUAUUUACCACAUGAGGAUGAUUGGAGAGACAACAAACGCAGAGCAACCAUCCAUGCUGAAGUAAAAGGAGGAGACAAGAGCGCCAUCUUCUGGUGUGAAAACAAGGACAUGCGCAGUAACGCCGUCACUCUCAGAGUCUCAAAUAAGCUAGUGAUGCUGCAGGCUCUGGACCCGAUGGUGGAGGGUAAGAGUGUGUCUCUCGUCUGUGAAGUUCGGGGUGUGGACAGUCCAGAUGAAGUUGUCUUUUUUAAGAAUAAGACAGAGAUCUCGAGAGGCAAAGAGAAGGAAUACGUCAUCGAGGACAUCUCAAACAAGGACAUCGGCUCAUACGGGUGUAAAGCCACCUACAGUUACAAACACCUCGACCCAAAUGCUCCACAACUCAUCGACUCCUCUGAUGAGCAGGUGCUCAGGAUCAUGGCGGUUCCUUCAGCGGCUCAACUGGUCCAUCAUGAUGACUGGCUGGAGUGCCAGCACCCACACAGUACAGGUCCCUUUCGAUGGUAUCAUGCUGAGACUGAGAAUGCAGAAUGGAAGAGCGUGCAGAAUGUGUCAGGGUCCUACAUCUACCCCCCAGUGGAAGGGUUCUACAGGUGCAGGGCUGAAUUUAAGGACAAGGGUGUGUCCUACCCCAGCAACACUGUACACUUUGUUCCAGCACUCUGGAACUUCACAUCUGCAGCACAGGAACUAGAAGUGGUCCUGUUCCCCAAGUUUCCUCACCUCUACGUGUCUGAUGAAGUAACUCUGCGGUGUAAACGUGGUUCUGAGGUUCUCACCACCAACGUCACGUGGUUCUUCAACAGUCAACCUCAACAAGCCAUUGAUGGUGUCUUGCACAUCGCCAUGGUAACACUGAGUCACUCUGGGAAGUACGUCUGUGAGAAGGACGGCGUCCGGAGUCUGGAACGGGAGAUCGAUGUGCUCGACAUGGAGGCCCCUCACAAGCUUACUUUGCUAAGCAGAAGAUCACUGGUUUAUCCAGGCAGCGGCAGCUUGAUGGAGCUCUAUGUGGAGACCGGGAUUCAUGGGUGGCAAUGUCGUUAUACAAAACAAGGAGUUAAAUAUUAUGUUUAUUUACCACAUGAGGAUGAUUGGAGAGACAACAAACGCAGAGCAACCAUCCAUGCUGAAGUAAAAGGAGGAGACAAGAGCGCCAUCUUCUGGUGUGAAAACAAGGACAUGCGCAGUAACGCCGUCACUCUCAGAGUCUCAAAUAAGCUAGUGAUGCUGCAGGCUCUGGACCCGAUGGUGGAGGGUAAGAAUGUGUCUCUCGUCUGUGAAGUUCGGGGUGUGGACAGUCCAGAUGAAGUUGUCUUUUUUAAGAAUAAGACAGAGAUCUCGAGAGGCAAAGAGAAGGAAUACGUCAUCGAGGACAUCUCAAACAAGGACAUCGGCUCAUACGGGUGUAAAGCCACCUACAGUUACAAACACCUCGACCCAAAUGCUCCACAACUCAUCGACUCCUCUGAUGAGCAGGUGCUCAGGAUCAUGGCGGUUCCUUCAGCGGCUCAACUGGUCCAUCAUGAUGACUGGCUGGAGUGCCAGCACCCAAACAGUACAGGUCCCUUUCGAUGGUAUCAUGCUGAGACUGAGAAUGCAGAAUGGAAGAGCGUGCAGAAUGUGUCAGGGUCCUACAUCUACCCCCCAGUGGAAGGGUUCUACAGGUGCAGGGCUGAAUUUAAGGACAAGGGUGUGUCCUACCCCAGCAACACUGUACACUUUGUUCCAGCACUCUGGAACUUCACACCUGCAUCACAACAACCAGAAGUGGUCCUGUUCCCCAAGUUUCCUCACCUCUACGUGUCUGAUGAAGUAACUCUGCGGUGUAAACGUGGUUCUGAGGUUCUCACCACCAACGUCACGUGGUUCUUCAACAGUCAACCUCAACAAGCCAUUGAUGGUGUCUUGCACAUCGCCAUGGUAACACUGAGUCACUCUGGGAAGUACGUCUGUGAGAAGGACGGCGUCCGGAGUCUGGAACGGGAGAUCGAUGUGCUCGACAUGGAGGCCCCUCACCAGCUUACUUUGCUAAGCAGAAGAUCACUGGUUUAUCCAGGCAGCGGCAGCUUGAUGGAGCUCUAUGUGGAGACCGGGAUUCAUGGGUGGCAAUGUCUUUAUACAAAACAAGGAGUUAAAUAUUAUGUUUAUUUACCACAUGAGGAUGAUUGGAGAGACAACAAACGCAGAGCAACCAUCCAUGCUGAAGUAAAAGGAGGAGACAAGAGCGCCAUCUUCUGGUGUGAAAACAAGGACAUGCGCAGUAACGCCGUCACUCUCAGAGUCUCAAAUAAGCUAGUGAUGCUGCAGGCUCUGGACCCGAUGGUGGAGGGUAAGAAUGUGUCUCUCGUCUGUGAAGUUCGGGGUGUGGACAGUCCAGAUGAAGUUGUCUUUUUUAAGAAUAAGACAGAGAUCUCGAGAGGCAAAGACAAGGAAUACGUCAUCGAGGACAUCUCAAACAAGGACAUCGGCUCAUACGGGUGUAAAGCCACCUACAGUUACAAACACCUCGACCCAAAUGCUCCACAACUCAUCGACUCCUCUGAUGAGCAGGUGCUCAGGAUCAUGGCGGUUCCUUCAGCGGCUCAACUGGUCCAUCAUGAUGACUGGCUGGAGUGCCAGCACCCAAACAGUACAGGUCCCUUUCGAUGGUAUCAUGCUGAGACUGAGAAUGCAGAAUGGAAGAGCGUGCCGAGUGAGUCAGGGUCCUACAUCUACCCCCCAGUGGAAGGGUUCUACAGGUGCAGGGCUGAAUUUAAGGACAAGGGUGUGUCCUACCCCAGCAACACUGUACACUUUGUUCCAGCACUCUGGAACUUCACAUCUGCAGCACAGGAACUAGAAGUGGUCCUGUUCCCCAAGUUUCCUCACCUCUACGUGUCUGAUGAAGUAACUCUGCGGUGUAAACGUGGUUCUGAGGUUCUCACCACCAACGUCACGUGGUUCUUCAACAGUCAACCUCAACAAGCCAUUGAUGGUGUCUUGCACAUCGCCAUGGUAACACUGAGUCACUCUGGGAAGUACGUCUGUGAGAAGGACGGCGUCCGGAGUCUGGAACGGGAGAUCGAUGUGCUCGACAUGGAGGCCCCUCACAAGCUUACUUUGCUAAGCAGAAGAUCACUGGUUUAUCCAGGCAGCGGCAGCUUGAUGGAGCUCUAUGUGGAGACCGGGAUUCAUGGGUGGCAAUGUCGUUAUACAAAACAAGGAGUUAAAUAUUAUGUUUAUUUACCACAUGAGGAUGAUUGGAGAGACAACAAACGCAGAGCAACCAUCCAUGCUGAAGUAAAAGGAGGAGACAAGAGCGCCAUCUUCUGGUGUGAAAACAAGGACAUGCGCAGUAACGCCGUCACUCUCAGAGUCUCAAAUAAGCUAGUGAUGCUGCAGGCUCUGGACCCGAUGGUGGAGGGUAAGAAUGUGUCUCUCGUCUGUGAAGUUCGGGGUGUGGACAGUCCAGAUGAAGUUGUCUUUUUUAAGAAUAAGACAGAGAUCUCGAGAGGCAAAGAGAAGGAAUACGUCAUCGAGGACAUCUCAAACAAGGACAUCGGCUCAUACGGGUGUAAAGCCACCUACAGUUACAAACACCUCGACCCAAAUGCUCCACAACUCAUCGACUCCUCUGAUGAGCAGGUGCUCAGGAUCAUGGCGGUUCCUUCAGCGGCUCAACUGGUCCAUCAUGAUGACUGGCUGGAGUGCCAGCACCCAAACAGUACAGGUCCCUUUCGAUGGUAUCAUGCUGAGACUGAGAAUGCAGAAUGGAAGAGCGUGCAGAAUGUGUCAGGGUCCUACAUCUACCCCCCAGUGGAAGGGUUCUACAGGUGCAGGGCUGAAUUUAAGGACAAGGGUGUGUCCUACCCCAGCAACACUGUACACUUUGUUCCAGCACUCUGGAACUUCACAUCUGCAGCACAGGAACUAGAAGUGGUCCUGUUCCCCAAGUUUCCUCACCUCUACGUGUCUGAUGAAGUAACUCUGCGGUGUAAACGUGGUUCUGAGGUUCUCACCACCAACGUCACGUGGUUCUUCAACAGUCAACCUCAACAAGCCAUUGAUGGUGUCUUGCACAUCGCCAUGGUAACACUGAGUCACUCUGGGAAGUACGUCUGUGAGAAGGACGGCGUCCGGAGUCUGGAACGGGAGAUCGAUGUGCUCGACAUGGAGGCCCCUCACAAGCUUACUUUGCUAAGCAGAAGAUCACUGGUUUAUCCAGGCAGCGGCAGCUUGAUGGAGCUCUAUGUGGAGACCGGGAUUCAUGGGUGGCAAUGUCGUUAUACAAAACAAGGAGUUAAAUAUUAUGUUUAUUUACCACAUGAGGAUGAUUGGAGAGACAACAAACGCAGAGCAACCAUCCAUGCUGAAGUAAAAGGAGGAGACAAGAGCGCCAUCUUCUGGUGUGAAAACAAGGACAUGCGCAGUAACGCCGUCACUCUCAGAGUCUCAAAUAAGCUAGUGAUGCUGCAGGCUCUGGACCCGAUGGUGGAGGGUAAGAAUGUGUCUCUCGUCUGUGAAGUUCGGGGUGUGGACAGUCCAGAUGAAGUUGUCUUUUUUAAGAAUAAGACAGAGAUCUCGAGAGGCAAAGAGAAGGAAUACGUCAUCGAGGACAUCUCAAACAAGGACAUCGGCUCAUACGGGUGUAAAGCCACCUACAGUUACAAACACCUCGACCCAAAUGCUCCACAACUCAUCGACUCCUCUGAUGAGCAGGUGCUCAGGAUCAUGGCGGUUCCUUCAGCGGCUCAACUGGUCCAUCAUGAUGACUGGCUGGAGUGCCAGCACCCAAACAGUACAGGUCCCUUUCGAUGGUAUCAUGCUGAGACUGAGAAUGCAGAAUGGAAGAGCGUGCAGAAUGUGUCAGGGUCCUACAUCUACCCCCCAGUGGAAGGGUUCUACAGGUGCAGGGCUGAAUUUAAGGACAAGGGUGUGUCCUACCCCAGCAACACUGUACACUUUGUUCCAGCACUCUGGAACUUCACACCUGCAUCACAACAACCAGAAGUGGUCCUGUUCCCCAAGUUUCCUCACCUCUACGUGUCUGAUGAAGUAACUCUGCGGUGUAAACGUGGUUCUGAGGUUCUCACCACCAACGUCACGUGGUUCUUCAACAGUCAACCUCAACAAGCCAUUGAUGGUGUCUUGCACAUCGCCAUGGUAACACUGAGUCACUCUGGGAAGUACGUCUGUGAGAAGGACGGCGUCCGGAGUCUGGAACGGGAGAUCGAUGUGCUCGACAUGGAGGCCCCUCACCAGCUUACUUUGCUAAGCAGAAGAUCACUGGUUUAUCCAGGCAGCGGCAGCUUGAUGGAGCUCUAUGUGGAGACCGGGAUUCAUGGGUGGCAAUGUCUUUAUACAAAACAAGGAGUUAAAUAUUAUGUUUAUUUACCACAUGAGGAUGAUUGGAGAGACAACAAACGCAGAGCAACCAUCCAUGCUGAAGUAAAAGGAGGAGACAAGAGCGCCAUCUUCUGGUGUGAAAACAAGGACAUGCGCAGUAACGCCGUCACUCUCAGAGUCUCAAAUAAGCUAGUGAUGCUGCAGGCUCUGGACCCGAUGGUGGAGGGUAAGAAUGUGUCUCUCGUCUGUGAAGUUCGGGGUGUGGACAGUCCAGAUGAAGUUGUCUUUUUUAAGAAUAAGACAGAGAUCUCGAGAGGCAAAGACAAGGAAUACGUCAUCGAGGACAUCUCAAACAAGGACAUCGGCUCAUACGGGUGUAAAGCCACCUACAGUUACAAACACCUCGACCCAAAUGCUCCACAACUCAUCGACUCCUCUGAUGAGCAGGUGCUCAGGAUCAUGGCGGUUCCUUCAGCGGCUCAACUGGUCCAUCAUGAUGACUGGCUGGAGUGCCAGCACCCAAACAGUACAGGUCCCUUUCGAUGGUAUCAUGCUGAGACUGAGAAUGCAGAAUGGAAGAGCGUGCCGAGUGAGUCAGGGUCCUACAUCUACCCCCCAGUGGAAGGGUUCUACAGGUGCAGGGCUGAAUUUAAGGACAAGGGUGUGUCCUACCCCAGCAACACUGUACACUUUGUUCCAGCACUCUGGAACUUCACAUCUGCAGCACAGGAACUAGAAGUGGUCCUGUUCCCCAAGUUUCCUCACCUCUACGUGUCUGAUGAAGUAACUCUGCGGUGUAAACGUGGUUCUGAGGUUCUCACCACCAACGUCACGUGGUUCUUCAACAGUCAACCUCAACAAGCCAUUGAUGGUGUCUUGCACAUCGCCAUGGUAACACUGAGUCACUCUGGGAAGUACGUCUGUGAGAAGGACGGCGUCCGGAGUCUGGAACGGGAGAUCGAUGUGCUCGACAUGGAGGCCCCUCACAAGCUUACUUUGCUAAGCAGAAGAUCACUGGUUUAUCCAGGCAGCGGCAGCUUGAUGGAGCUCUAUGUGGAGACCGGGAUUCAUGGGUGGCAAUGUCGUUAUACAAAACAAGGAGUUAAAUAUUAUGUUUAUUUACCACAUGAGGAUGAUUGGAGAGACAACAAACGCAGAGCAACCAUCCAUGCUGAAGUAAAAGGAGGAGACAAGAGCGCCAUCUUCUGGUGUGAAAACAAGGACAUGCGCAGUAACGCCGUCACUCUCAGAGUCUCAAAUAAGCUAGUGAUGCUGCAGGCUCUGGACCCGAUGGUGGAGGGUAAGAAUGUGUCUCUCGUCUGUGAAGUUCGGGGUGUGGACAGUCCAGAUGAAGUUGUCUUUUUUAAGAAUAAGACAGAGAUCUCGAGAGGCAAAGAGAAGGAAUACGUCAUCGAGGACAUCUCAAACAAGGACAUCGGCUCAUACGGGUGUAAAGCCACCUACAGUUACAAACACCUCGACCCAAAUGCUCCACAACUCAUCGACUCCUCUGAUGAGCAGGUGCUCAGGAUCAUGGCGGUUCCUUCAGCGGCUCAACUGGUCCAUCAUGAUGACUGGCUGGAGUGCCAGCACCCAAACAGUACAGGUCCCUUUCGAUGGUAUCAUGCUGAGACUGAGAAUGCAGAAUGGAAGAGCGUGCAGAAUGUGUCAGGGUCCUACAUCUACCCCCCAGUGGAAGGGUUCUACAGGUGCAGGGCUGAAUUUAAGGACAAGGGUGUGUCCUACCCCAGCAACACUGUACACUUUGUUCCAGCACUCUGGAACUUCACACCUGCAUCACAACAACCAGAAGUGGUCCUGUUCCCCAAGUUUCUUCACCUCUACGUGUCUGAUGAAGUAACUCUGCGGUGUAAACGUGGUUCUGAGGUUCUCACCACCAACGUCACGUGGUUCUUCAACAGUCAACCUCAACAAGCCAUUGAUGGUGUCUUGCACAUCGCCAUGGUAACACUGAGUCACUCUGGGAAGUACGUCUGUGAGAAGGACGGCGUCCGGAGUCUGGAACGGGAGAUCGAUGUGCUCGACAUGGAGGCCCCUCACCAGCUUACUUUGCUAAGCAGAAGAUCACUGGUUUAUCCAGGCAGCGGCAGCUUGAUGGAGCUCUAUGUGGAGACCGGGAUUCAUGGGUGGCAAUGUCUUUAUACAAAACAAGGAGUUAAAUAUUAUGUUUAUUUACCACAUGAGGAUGAUUGGAGAGACAACAAACGCAGAGCAACCAUCCAUGCUGAAGUAAAAGGAGGAGACAAGAGCGCCAUCUUCUGGUGUGAAAACAAGGACAUGCGCAGUAACGCCGUCACUCUCAGAGUCUCAAAUAAGCUAGUGAUGCUGCAGGCUCUGGACCCGAUGGUGGAGGGUAAGAAUGUGUCUCUCGUCUGUGAAGUUCGGGGUGUGGACAGUCCAGAUGAAGUUGUCUUUUUUAAGAAUAAGACAGAGAUCUCGAGAGGCAAAGACAAGGAAUACGUCAUCGAGGACAUCUCAAACAAGGACAUCGGCUCAUACGGGUGUAAAGCCACCUACAGUUACAAACACCUCGACCCAAAUGCUCCACAACUCAUCGACUCCUCUGAUGAGCAGGUGCUCAGGAUCAUGGCGGUUCCUUCAGCGGCUCAACUGGUCCAUCAUGAUGACUGGCUGGAGUGCCAGCACCCAAACAGUACAGGUCCCUUUCGAUGGUAUCAUGCUGAGACUGAGAAUGCAGAAUGGAAGAGCGUGCCGAGUGAGUCAGGGUCCUACAUCUACCCCCCAGUGGAAGGGUUCUACAGGUGCAGGGCUGAAUUUAAGGACAAGGGUGUGUCCUACCCCAGCAACACUGUACACUUUGUUCCAGGAGAACCGCCAGGAAAGUGACUCUGUGACUCUCAUUCAUUCCUUCAUUCAUCCACUCAUUCAUCCACUCUCCCACUUUGCUUCAAUAUUACAGAAUUACAAUAUUAAUAACAAUAUUACUGUACAAUUACCAUGUUAAUUCAUUCAUUCAUUCAUGUAUCUGACAUUAGAAUCUAUAAAUAAA